GUACACUUUACCAUCAUCUCACAGGCAUGGAGCUGUCAAAGAUCGAGUUUGGGGCUUCCAUGAAAAAAGAGUGUUUCCAUUUUGAGGAGGGUUUUACUUAUGUAAAUCACGGGGCGUAUGGAGAGGUUCCUCUGAAGAUCCGGGAUAAACAACAACAAUUGUUAGAUGCUCAGAACGACAAUACGGGGGCGUUCUUCCGAGAGACAACUCCUCGAAUGUACAUGACGGCAAUAGACGCUGCAGCCAAGUUCUUGGGGGCGGAUCCAGCAAACCUAGUUUUCGUACAAAAUGCCACAACAGGAGUGAGCACCGUCCUGAAAUCGUUCCCUUGGCAGAAAGGUGACGAGAUUUUGGCGUCAGUAUACACGUACAAAGCAGUGGAGUAUGCUUGUAGGAGGGUCGCCGAGUUUUCCACAGGGGGACAAAUCCACCAGUUUGAUGUACGUUUCCCCAUCAAAGACGAAUUGGAGGUUAUAAACAGCAUGACGUCACACCUGGACAAACAUCCCCGAGUCAGACUUGUAGUCAUAGACCAUAUAACAAGCCCCACAGCACUGAUGUUCCCAAUCAAGAGAAUGAUAUUGGAAUGCAGAAAAAGAGGCGUCUGGGUUUUGAUUGAUGGUGCCCAUGCUCCUGGGCAAGUGGACAUCAAAUUAGAAGAACUCAGUCCGGAUUUCUACGUAGGGAAUUUCCAUAAGUGGAUGUACACACCACGAGGGUGCGGGGUUAUCUGGGUUCGUAAAGAACACCAUGAUUGGUGCACUCCUCUCGUGACGUCACAUAUGUACAAAAAGGGUUUUCAGAUGGAAUUCUUUGUUCAAGGGACACGUGAUGAUAUUCCAUACUUUCUCAUACCAGAUUCCAUUCAGUUUCACCAAGAUGUGGGCGGAAGGGAGAAAAUCAACAAAUACUCAAAAACCCUCCUGGACAAGGCCAGCGUGUUGAUAGCAGAGAGACUGAAUACAGAAGUACUACAGAUUCCCAAGUCUAUGGAAGCGCCUGGCAUGAGGCUUGUUUUGUUACCAGAAUUUGAGGGAUAUGAGAAAACCUGGGAAGGAUCAGAAAGACUUUUCUUGGAUAUCACGAAGGAGCACAGACUAAACUGUGCAAUAUACCCUGCUCAAGGUGAGCUCUACCUGCGACUCUCCGCAAACAUCUACAACGAAAUGACAGAUUACGAGAAAACAGCUGAUCUCCUACGUCAGCUCUCCAAGAAAAAAUAAAACACAUUUCACGUUGUUGGUGAUAUGGGAAAUGACAAUUAUAUUGAAGGAAUUGUUAAUUUUACCACGAAUUAUCAAUCUUAAAUGCUCAUUUACUCGUGAUUCUUAAAUGUUUAAUAUUUACUUUCAUUUGUCUCCAAUAUAUUUUCAAUAAAAACCAUUAAUCGUCA
Messenger RNA from Ostrea edulis (European flat oyster), 1393 nucleotides. RefSeq lists its product as uncharacterized. The transcript has 7 exons. The coding region runs from base 27 to 1223 and encodes 398 amino acids. The record is from RefSeq and is a predicted model, not a curated record. Lineage: Eukaryota; Metazoa; Mollusca; Bivalvia; Ostreida; Ostreidae.